Coprinopsis cinerea okayama7#130 is the source of this 879-nucleotide messenger RNA. RefSeq lists its product as hypothetical. The record is from RefSeq and is a predicted model, not a curated record. The transcript has 10 exons. Gene Ontology annotation, cellular component: fungal-type vacuole; plasma membrane. Lineage: Eukaryota; Fungi; Basidiomycota; Agaricomycetes; Agaricales; Psathyrellaceae. The coding region runs from base 1 to 879 and encodes 292 amino acids.
AUGUCUGAGCCAUACACCCGGGAAGUCGACAACGCCUACGGCUACAUCCCGACCCUAUACGUCUGUAUUAUCUUCGUCGUCCUCUUUGCCAUCUCGACGUCUGCACACAUCGUCCAAGCAUGUAUGCGCCGCCAGUGGUUCAUCUUCCCCACCAUCAUCUUCUGCGGUGUAUUGGAAGUACUAGGCUGGGCGACUCGUCUGUGGUCCCAUUAUGAGCCUUUUAUUUUCCUGCCGUUCCAAAUUCAGAUUGUGGCGACUAUUGUAGGCCCGACACCUCUCCUCGCCGCCAAUUUUGUGAUCUUUGGACGGAUUAUUCGGUGUUUGGGGACGAGUUAUAGUCGGUUGGCGCCUCGAUGGUAUAUGAUGAUCUUCUUCGCUUGUGACUUUUUAUCGCUGGUUAUCCAAGCUGUUGGUGGUGCGAUUGCUGCGCAAGCCGAGACGCUGGAGGGAGCGAACAGGGGCGGCAACAUAAUGCUUGGAGGAAUCGCCUUCCAACUCUCGGUCAUCGUGUUCUACUCUAUCCUGGUGCUCGAAUACUUCACGCGCUUCAUGAAGGACCGACCUGUGAAUACCAUCAAACCGUCGCAUAAGGAUUACGCACCCCGAGGAGAGCUUACGAAGGAACUCAAAUUCAUGCUCGCGGCUUUGAGUUUCAAUACUCUCUGCUUGUUCAUUCGAGCUAUCUACCGGACCAUUGAGUUGGUGGAUGGAUGGAAUGGUCGUGUUAUUACGACUGAAGUCUACUUCAACGUUUUGGACGGUGCGAUGAUCGUCCUGGCCAUCUACACUUUCAAUUUCUUCCACCCUGGUUGGUUGGUUGAGCAGCCUUUCCCGGUGAAGCGAGAAGGGAGCUCUUCUAGUGCUGAGGUUGAAUUUUAG